AUGGAGCUGUUACACAGCCUGCCAUACUACUAUAGAGAAAGGGAGGGAACAGACAUAUUAUCAAAAACCUUAGAGUCUAAUGAAGCACUGACUCCGCUGCAAAUUCCUUCACGCCCAACUGUGUCCCAGGAUAGAUAUGAGGAGUUAAGAGAUUCAUUUCAGUGGUGCAGGCUUCCGUGGGGAACCGAGAGAGAAUAUGGAGGAAUUGCACCGAUUUCAUUGCCAGAAGAUCAUAGACCAAAGAAUGAGCCUCCUUGUUUGUUUGCUAAAGGACAUCAACAUUAUGGUUAUGGUGGAGUCUCCUGGCCCAGAGGUCUUCCCAUUGAACAGUAUUAUGAUGUAACCCAAAUGAAAAAAAGUGAUGUCCGUAUGAAUGAUGAUCUGCUUCCUAAACCUCCAGAUAAUUCAGUCGAACAAUUAUCCCUGCCAUUUCCAGUUUCACACCCCUACCAGACACACAUCUCCAGAUAUGCCAUGUUCCCAAACUUUAAAUCACCAGAGGAUCAAGACACUGGCAUCCAAGCAAGCAGCCAUCGACCUUUUCAUCCCAACGUCCCUACAAAGGCUUAUGAUGUGAUUGUUUUGAGAAAGACCAAAGGUAAUCUAUAUAGACAUGAAGUGAUCAACUUUCCAUCUGAUUCCAAGAAGGAGGCCUUGCAUUGGCCAGGACAACAUGCAUACUAUCAUUUUCCUAAAUUUGUUGAGGGAAGCAAUCAGAUAUACUAUCCAAAGCCACCAAAGACUGUGGCUCCUAACACUACAUGCAACCCACUGGAACCUAAUCUCUCUCCACGUACAACCAAUAUGCUGCGAAAUGUAGAAAGGGCCCAGUGGAUAACAACAUAUAACCAUGAUUUCACAGGUAGCGGUCCCAUGAAUCCCCUCAUACUGGAUGAUUACGACAUGAAGCUAAUUGGCAGAGUAACUGGAGAAUUAGGGGAAGACGUGGAACUUAAAGAAACAUUUCUGCCUAGUCUCUCACAAGUGAGGCCCCUAGAAGGGCGCAUUGCACGUCUCCUCCAAAGUCGGCGUCCCCAUGAAUCAAUUUUACGAGAACAGGAUUCCUCAGAUAUCCAUGUGCCUCCAGCUUUGUACACAGUUCAUGCUGUCAUACCCAGUUGCUCAGGUGUGAUACUAAGCAAUAGGAAAACAGCAAAUCUGGAUCAGCAAUGUAAACAUACAGAAAACGAAGCCAAGAAAAGGGAUGAGGACUCAUUGCAGACUCUUCAUCUGCCUCAAGCAUGUUAUCAGAGAGGUGAGAGUCAGGAUAACAGACCUAUAGUAAACAAAUUUCAGAAAAUCACAGAUACAUUGAAAACAGAAGCUUUGUACAGAAGGCAGCUUGCAGUUAGACCUGAAUCUGAACCUUCUCCCACACCAUCUUGGAAUUCCCUUUACUACGAAGAUUUGAAACCCAGCCAUUUAGACCAAUACAUUGUAUGGCACAACCCAGUUAGUCUUAGUAAGCCAGGUGUACCAAAGAAUCAAACUGGUGGAGAAGGUGGAAAUUUUCAACCUGAAUGCAGUGAUCAAGAGGAAACCCAAUAUGCUUUGAGUUUGGACGGCAAUCCGCCCAACAUGGCAUUGCCUGAAUGGAUUCCUAAUUCUGGGGUGCCUCGACCUCAGACAUCAUUACUCGAGCUUCAGGAUUCCUUUUCUAAAACAGGAGCACACAAACGUUUUCAUAAUUCUAUUACAGGAGAAGCAAAAGACCUCAGGGAUAAUAUCCAUGAAGGGAGGAGGCACACAUUCUAUGGCUUCAAUUCAUUUUAUUUCUAUAACUGACAUGUGCCUUUGUCCCUUUAAAUUAAAA
Gopherus evgoodei (Goodes thornscrub tortoise) is the source of this 1813-nucleotide messenger RNA. It is a transcript of the gene SPMIP4, whose product is annotated as chromosome 2 C7orf31 homolog. Gene Ontology annotation, cellular component: centrosome. The transcript has 9 exons. NCBI's taxonomy places the organism in Eukaryota, Metazoa, Chordata, Testudines, Testudinidae. Bases 1 to 1785 code for a protein of 594 amino acids. The record is from RefSeq and is a predicted model, not a curated record.